UAAUUAUUCUUGUAGUCCGAUUAAUUAUAGGCUUAUAUAUUUUUAAUUGUCUAAUUAAAAUGAAUGCUUGCUUUUUGAGCAUGAGUGACAUUUCAUUAAUGUUUCUACAAACGUAGCUGUGUUUAGCCCAUUUAGCGAGGGAAAUCAUUCAUUUGUCUUGACUAUUCCUAUCGAUUGGGCGUAACAGGAAUAUUGAUAUUUUGUGAAAACUUCUUGAAGUGCACUAGAACUAUACAUAAAAUAUUUGCACAUAUCUGUAUAAAAUAUGUACUCGUAAAGAAUUAACUAAUUUAUGCAGCAUAGGAUUAAUUAAACAGUCUUUUUUUCGUCCCUCAUUCUUGGACAGUACGCUCAUGCAAAAAAGGACCCCGGAGAAUACUGGAGAGCUGUGAUGAAAGACGAGCCAAUGCCUGAAGCAAUCCAACAUCUUAUACCUCGACCACAUUCAAUUCCUCUCUCCAAAGAGGAAGCUGAUUGUCACACAUCAUCUUCUGUUGGAGGUCGUGAAGCCUUUGAACCAAGGCCUAAUGUAUCUGUCUACCAUGACGACACCAAGCUCAAAGAUGCUGAGAAAUCAGUAUUCUCGAAAGAUUUCGAGCCAAGGCCAAACGUAUCUAGUUACCAUGAUGAUGACACUAGUCUCAAACAAGAAAUGUACUUUGCUGAAGAUUUUGAGCCAAGGCCAAAUGUUUCUGUGUACUAUGAUUGAUAUGUCCCAUAUAAAGGGUGCUGUGUGUCUUCCUGCUUUUGUGCAUUCCUUUUGUGUGUGCCUCUCAAUGUUAAGUGAUCUACUCAUGAAAUUAAAAAAAAUACUUGUUGGUUGUAUUAAA
Molecule: messenger RNA, 830 nt
Organism: Lycium barbarum (goji berry)
Lineage: Eukaryota; Viridiplantae; Streptophyta; Magnoliopsida; Solanales; Solanaceae
Product: organ-specific protein S2-like
Exons: 1
Coding region: 392-709 (105 amino acids)
Source: RefSeq, a predicted model, not a curated record